This is a messenger RNA of Funneliformis mosseae, 267 nucleotides long. Lineage: Eukaryota; Fungi; Glomeromycota; Glomeromycetes; Glomerales; Glomeraceae. The record is from the annotation of a GenBank genome assembly.
AUGACCGAUGUCAAAGCAUUGUUGGACAUUGAAAAAACUGUAUUUCAACAAGCAUAUUUCUUUGGUGAUAGAAUAACAAACUCACCUUUUGCGGCCCAAAUAUUUGGAAAUUCCAGCAUAGAGAAUUGUGAAAAUAAUAGUGCAAUUGCAGAACACAUGGCAAAGAUUGGUGAAAAAAAUCAUCGUCAUAGAACCAAUAAAAUUAUUACCCCAAACCUUUGGUCCGCUUAUAAAACUUCAAUGUUGUCCUAUCAGCAACUAUUAUAG